Pristis pectinata (smalltooth sawfish) is the source of this 1638-nucleotide messenger RNA. It is a transcript of the gene rad1, whose product is annotated as RAD1 homolog (S. pombe). Gene Ontology annotation, molecular function: 3'-5' exonuclease activity. Gene Ontology annotation, cellular component: checkpoint clamp complex; nucleus. The record is from RefSeq and is a predicted model, not a curated record. Lineage: Eukaryota; Metazoa; Chordata; Chondrichthyes; Rhinopristiformes; Pristidae. Gene Ontology annotation, biological process: DNA damage checkpoint signaling; DNA repair.
AUGCCCGAGUGUGCGGAGCUCCCGGCCGCCGACGACCGGUUUGUUUUAGUCGCUAGUUUGGACAACGCUCGAAAUCUGUCCAACCUUCUGAAGGCCGUCCACUUCCGAGACCAGGCCACCUUCUUCGCCUCGGCCAACGGUAUCAGGGUGACGGCCGAGGCGGCCAAGAGUGUCCAGGGCAACGCAUUCAUCCAGGCGAGUAUCUUUCAGGAGUUUCGAAUUGAAGAGGAUUCUGUGAUGUUCCUCAUAAACUUAACAGUUCUUUUAGAUUGUCUUACAAUAUUCAGUGCAAGUUCCCUGCCAGGAGUGACAACAGCCCUCAGAAUGUGUUAUCGUGGAUAUGGCUAUCCCCUCACAUUGUUCCUGGAAGAGAGUGGUGUGGUAACUGUUUGUAAGAUUCAGACUCAAGAACCAGAGGAAACUCUUGAUUUUGAUUUUUGCAGCACAAAUGUUAUAAAUAAAAUUAUUUUACAAUCAGAGAGCCUGCGGGAGGCAUUUGCAGAACUUGAUAUGAGCAGUGAAGUGCUGCAGAUUACAAUGUCGCCAGAGAAACCAUAUUUCAGAUUAUCUACUUUUGGUGAUGCUGGGAGCAUGCACUGCGAUUAUCCAAAAGACUCUGAUAUGAUUGAGGCAUUCCAUUGCAACCAGACCCAGUGCAAUAGGUACAAAAUAUCAUUACUGAAGCCAUCUACUAAAGCCUUGGCUCUCUCCUCUAAAGUUUCACUCCGCACAGAUAACCGGGGAUUUCUCUCCUUGCAAUACAUGAUCCGGAAUGAAGAUGGACAGAUCUGCUUUGUAGAAUAUUAUUGUUGUCCUGAUGAAGAGAUGGGGGAGGUAGACUCAUAAUUAACAACUUAAUAAUACCAAGUCUUUACAAAGGUUUUUAAUUCUGUGCAAGUUUGGGAGGAAUUUGACAUUAAUUAGAUUCAUAUAUUGAAUUAUUUACAAUCUGCUCCAUCCUACGUCAACACUGUACAUGUAAAUUCAAAUACAGCAAAAUAGGCUACUUGGCCAUUCAUAUCUGCCAAAUCUUUGGUAGGACUUUCCAAUUAGUUCCACUCCCGGGCAAAACAUUGUAAACCAUCGGCAACAAACAAUCUGCUGAAUAAACUCAGUGGGUCAAGCAGCAUCUGUGGGGGAAAGGGAAUUGUCAAUGUUUCAUAUUGAAACCCUGCAUCAGGACUGAGGAUAGAGGUGGGAAAGAUUUUCCCUUUUCACUCUUAGUCCUAAGGCUGGGUUUUGACCUCAAACGUCAACCCACCAAGUUUCUCCAGCAGAUUGCUUAUGGCUUCAAGUUCCAGCAUCUGCAGUCUCAUCCAUUCUAGAUCAUCACAUAGAGUGACAGAGUUAUACAGCGUGGAAACAGGCCCUUCAGCCCAACUCGUCCAUGCCAACUCACCAGGUAGAAUAUUUUAUCCCCUCCUGUUUCCUUGGGUUUAAAUGAUUUAAGAAAUCUGUAUUAAAUUUCGUCUAGUGGAAAUACAUACAAUGGUUCAGGCCUUCACUGAGUAUAAGAUUAAAUAUUUGGGCUUGUCCAUCAGUACAAUUUUCUAAAAUUUGUGUUAUUUUUGUUGAUGUUGUACUUAAUUACUUUCCUUGAUAUUUGUGUGCAUUAAUCCAUAAAGUUUUUAUACCUUC